GUCCUGUUCUGAGCUCACAUGGAAUCAUCUACAUCGGAAGACAUGCCACAGCAGAUGCUUCUCUCGAUACUCCGAGACCAAACACACAGGGAGCUUCUGAGAAGUGCACCAUAUUUCGACGAGCAAGCCAUCCUAGCGCGCUGGAACAAAGAUCGUGCCGAUGAAUUGAUGCUGAUGGCGAGGAAGUUGAACAGUCACGUGGGGGUUCGGGAACAGCUCUACAUCUUGUACACAAAGUAUUUGGCGCUGACUGUGGAGCGGAACACACAUGAAUUCAGGAUUGCAGAGCGCGUGGUUGGAAUCCUCGAAAGGUCGAUUGAAGAUCACAUAACCCCAGACAGCAAGGCAAGUCUGCUGCAUGACAUGUUGUCCCGUGUUUCUGGAAUCCGAUCCUCAUAGAUGUUCGAGUCACUGCGAGUCAAAGCGGCACAAGAACAGGGGCAAGCUGAAGUUGACCUAUCAUUUGUGUGUAGUCUGUGGGGAUUAUUGGCGGGAUUGGUCUUGGGCGUAGUCGUUUGUAACAUUCUUAUCCGAUAUGUCACAUGGCGAUUGAGUUAAGUAGGAGACAGAUGCGGA
Messenger RNA from Mycena citricolor, 576 nucleotides. The record is from the annotation of a GenBank genome assembly. Lineage: Eukaryota; Fungi; Basidiomycota; Agaricomycetes; Agaricales; Mycenaceae.